Colletotrichum karsti is the source of this 1599-nucleotide messenger RNA. Its product is annotated as transmembrane transporter-like protein. NCBI's taxonomy places the organism in Eukaryota, Fungi, Ascomycota, Sordariomycetes, Glomerellales, Glomerellaceae. The transcript is spliced from 7 exons. The record is from RefSeq and is a predicted model, not a curated record. Bases 1 to 1599 code for a protein of 532 amino acids.
AUGACACAAGACACACGCAGCGACGACACCGUCCUCAACGAAACUCAACACUUAUCAAAAUGGCGCAUCAGCUCUCCGUACUUCCAAACCGUUCUCGUCGGGAUCGUUCUGUUCCUCAACCCAGGAACCUACCUCGCCAUCACUGGUCUUGGUGCCGGUGGGAAGAAGCCCGAGCUGAUUGGGAUCGUUAACAAUGCGAACGUCAUACUGUAUACACUCUUUGGAGCUUCAGCAGUCGUUGGCGGCAGUGUCAUCAACAAAAUUGGUCCUCGCUAUUCCCUCAUGCUUGGUGUUACUGGGUACCCAAUGUACUGCGGUUCUCUCUGGUGGAUAGAUAAGGGCCAAGGAACGUGGUUCGUCCUGUUUGGCGGCGCAUGGCUCGGAAUGUCUGCCGGUAUUCUUUGGGCGACACAAGGUUACAUCUGCACAUGCUAUCCGAUGGAGUCGGAAAAGGGGCGAUACAUCGCAACAACGUGGGUUCUCAACGCUUCAGGCUCUGUCGUUGGAUCAGCUGUCGUUCUCGCAAUCACGAUUUCCAACACAUCAUCUUCGGGGGUCCCGCCGGCUGUUUACUUGACCUUCAUCUGCCUCGAGUGUGCGGGUCUUUUUGUCGCCGCUCUGCUGAUGGACCCCAGCAAGAUCCGACGAAACGAUGGCCGCCCGAUUGCUUCCUUUGGCGAUACCAUAUUCUGGUAUCAAGAGCUAAAAAGCCUACUCGCCACUCUCAUGGAGCCGAGGAUGAGGCUGAUUACUUUGGCCAUCUUCAGCAGCGAGAUGUAUCUUUCCAUGACAGGAUCCUUCAACUCGUUCUACUUCAACUCCAGGACAAGAUCUUUGGCAAACCUUUGCUACUGGAUAUUCCAAGUAUUGGGAGCGCUCGCCAUUGCUUGGAGCUGCGACGCCAGCAUUCUUGGAUCCCGACGUCGCCGCGCAUUCGUUUCGGGCGGUUUUGUUGCUGUCGUCUUGGGCGGAACUUGGAUUGCAAUGCUGGCAUUCUUAUCCUCUAAGAACCUUGAUCGCUUUGGCUCUGGACCGAUCACAGGCGUAGAUUUUACCGACGGGUCCAAAUUUGUUGGCCCUUUCGUCAUCUACAUGUUCUUUGGAGCCUGCUAUCCCAUCUACCAGAACUUUCAUCACUGGGUGUACAGCACUUUCACCAACGAACCUCGUACGCUCGGCCGGUACAGCGGAUAUUUCAAGGGAAUCCAAGCAUGGGGUUCCGCCGUCGCUUUCGGUAUCGAUUCCCAUUACGUUCCAUUUCUUCAUCAGGCGAUUGUUUACACUUGCCUUAUGCUAGUAGGACUGGUGUUGUCUAUGAUUAGUGUUUAUGGAAACACAACCAACACUCGAUACGGCCAGGAGAAAGGAGUUGUUGUUCCAGAAGCAUUUGACAGAGUCAUUGAGGGGGUUCCAGAAGAGACCAUUGGCGACAAUAGGAGUUCUAACAUGAAAGUCAGAGACAAGAUGGACGACGACAAGAUGGACGACGACAAGAUGGACGACGACAAGAUGGACGACGACAAGAUGGACAACGACAAGAGGGAUAAGGUCGAGAAGAUCAAGAAUAUUGAGAACAGAUCGAAGAACAUCGAAGGCUAG